CUCCCCCAUUUCAUCGCUUAUGCCCUUCACCGCACUAAAAUUCAUGCUUCAGUAACCUUUGCUGCCCUCGUUCUCCAACAACAACUCAAGGAGUGCUUUCCCACUGCUUGGGGAUCUUUGGGUCACCAUCUUUUCAUAUCCACUUUCAUGCUCGCAUCCAAGGUCAUCUGUGACGACACUUACUCCAACAAAUCCUGGAGUAUUGUAGCCCAGGUUAUA
Molecule: messenger RNA, 219 nt
Organism: Suillus discolor
Lineage: Eukaryota; Fungi; Basidiomycota; Agaricomycetes; Boletales; Suillaceae
Exons: 1
Source: RefSeq, a predicted model, not a curated record